Messenger RNA from Cyclocybe aegerita, 1380 nucleotides. The record is from the annotation of a GenBank genome assembly. NCBI's taxonomy places the organism in Eukaryota, Fungi, Basidiomycota, Agaricomycetes, Agaricales, Hemipholiotaceae.
AUGAAACACUAUGGCACACUCCCAAGUCCUCCACCAAAGAAGAUGAAGCAUUCAAAUGUUCUUGAUAGCACGCCGCCCGCUGGCCCCUCCGAGCCUGAAGAUUUGCGAUAUGAUUUCUCUGUUCCCUCGCCAGAAGCGACCCAGAACGAGUAUCUUCUUGAAUUCAAAAUGAGGCGUCGAGCUUAUUUGCACCGGAUACUCCAAGGCGAGGCAAUCGGUCUCAAUGCCUGCUCCUCCACUGGCCCAUCCUUGGACAUUGGCAUAAAUCUUGACCAGGAAUAUGUGAAUGCUGCUGCACUGGCUGAUGACCCUGAAGAACGCGACUGGGAUGAUGUUCCUGCAGAUCUGCCAUCUACAACACCUGACGAGGAUUCCUGUGGUAAUUCAUUCUUGGUUGUGGUCAACAUUUCCGGUGUCCAUCGCAUUCCCGUUGUGUGGUGCAGCUGUGAACACGCAAACCCUGAAUACCAACUGCUUGACCUGCGACUAUUCCCGGCAUCCUUUGCCAACAUCCGCACUGUCUUUACAUUCAGUGUUCUGGAUGACUUUCUCACAAAUGUGGCCUUUCCAAACCAAGUCCCAAAUCGUUAUGUUGAGCUACAGCGGCUUUCACGACAAGGGCGGAACCUGAAAUACCUGAAAUGGCAUGGAUUUGGGCACAGCACCCAGGAACCAGGGCCAGGGGAACUUGCAAUAUUUUGCCCGACCUGUCCACAACCAGGGAUUAAUCUUCCAGCAAAUUGGAGGACAAAGUAUGCUGAGAAUGAACUGCUAUGGACCCUUGUUGUGGAUGGAAACUUUACGGCGGACCAUCUACGUCAGAAACGCCCUGCUGACAACGUUUGGUUGAGUGAAGGGCAAGGAAUGACAACCUCCUGGAAGCCUUAUCAUGACCAUCUCAAAAUUGCUCGGGAAACAAAAGAGAAGGACCCAUGUGACAGCAACUUCAAUGCUCUCAACCGAGCCAAUGAGGCUGUUGCUUACAAGGAUGCUAAUGGUACUUUGGGCCAUGCGUGUGGUCGACACGGAUGCUACUGUCCUCGCAGCGUCGUCGAUCUCCAGAAGGGUGAGAGGCAGGCCAACAUUGAUUGGUCUCUUUGCGAGGCCCUCAAAGCAAUCAACAUCGACGAUCUUCCUCGUGUCCUCCUUAUCUAUGAUAUUAUGUGCCAGUAUCACAAGAAACUGAAGCACAGAAUAUCGGUAAGCCCGUAUCUGGAGCUCCCAGAUAUUGUGAUUGACAAGGCUAUUGGCUUAUUCCAUGUCCAUGGCCACCAGGAUUCUUGCCUGUUCCACUAUGCCACUUCAUUUAUCCUGGGUGCGGCCAAAAUCAAUGGGGAGAUCAUGGAGACACUCUGGGCAGUUCUCAACAAUAUCUCCUGA